AUUAUGAAGAACUGUAAACGACACUCAAGACUCAAGUCCUGCUCGACGUGUAAGGUGUAAGUGGAGAAUGCGAAUUCGGAAGAAGAACGAAUCAUAGACUUAGUCGCCAUGACGGACGAUUCAUCAUCUGAAGAUGAAAUCACAAAGCGGAUACUUAAAGACUCGAUUGACACUGAUCUACUUACUAACGACUUAUACAGCAACAGCCCCGGCAAGAAGCCAUCCGACAAAAUUAAAAGUAUCAAUACUGUACCAAUUAAACCAUCUCUUAGGUAUAUUAUCGAAGACGAUGGACAAGGACAUCAUCAUAAUUUUAUCAAGGUGACUCCCGAAUUUCAAGAAUUUGUUGCUAAAAGCUUAGACAAACAUUUAGAAAGCAAAAUAAUUGAAAAAAGAAAAAAACAUAAAAAACUAAAAAUAGACAGUACCAAUGAAUCAAAAGGUAUUCAUUUAUUUAAUGGAUCAGCUAAAUUACUCAACUCUUCAUACGAUGAAUCCACAACUGGAGUAAAGAGGAAACGUCAUCUUAAAAAUACCAGUGAUGAAGUCAUAUUACAGCGUGCUUCUGAAACAGCUGUGUCACCUGAAUGGAUAUUAAACAGAGAUGCAGUUCAUGGUUGGGCAAAUGUGACCAAAGGAAAAAUUAUGAAAUUGAAAAGUAACAGCGAAGGAACAUUUGAUAUAAUCAGUGAUGAAGUAUAGAUGUUCAUACCAUAGCUCUUAAAAAUGUAUAAUAAAAAUAUGAAAAUGUUUUAUUUACCA
Diuraphis noxia (Russian wheat aphid) is the source of this 762-nucleotide messenger RNA. RefSeq lists its product as uncharacterized. The record is from RefSeq and is a predicted model, not a curated record. NCBI's taxonomy places the organism in Eukaryota, Metazoa, Arthropoda, Insecta, Hemiptera, Aphididae. Gene Ontology annotation, biological process: Wnt signaling pathway.